This is a messenger RNA of Juglans microcarpa x Juglans regia, 2039 nucleotides long. RefSeq names its product exocyst complex component EXO70B1-like. Gene Ontology annotation, molecular function: phosphatidylinositol-4,5-bisphosphate binding. Gene Ontology annotation, biological process: exocytosis. Gene Ontology annotation, cellular component: exocyst. NCBI's taxonomy places the organism in Eukaryota, Viridiplantae, Streptophyta, Magnoliopsida, Fagales, Juglandaceae. The record is from RefSeq and is a predicted model, not a curated record.
AUGGAGAAAAAUGAUCACCAUUCUUCAGAGAUGUCCGGAAGUUUUUCAAAAAAUGGCAACAAGAACGAUGACGAUCCAGAGACCCUUGAAGCCAAAUCGGAUGGCCGCCAACAACAACAUGCAGAAAACGAACAAGCGGAAACUGUGGAAGUUUCACCGCCAUCGGACCCGACGAGCCUUGAGCAGAUUCUGAACGAGGUUGACCGGUUCCUCGAGACCAUAACCAUUAAUGCUGGAGAAGAUAAAUUAAAACUACCGGAUCAAGCUCCCGAUUGCGUGGAGUUGUUGUCAAACAUGGUGGAGAACAUGGUUGAUGCGUACAAUGCAGGCAAAACGAAUUUUGGCGGAGACCAAGACGACUCGUUUCUGAAAGCCGUGAAUCGAAUUUCGAAGCUGUCUAAAAGGUUCAAUGAGUUACCAUCAAGCUCGACAUUAUCGUCUUCAUUGAACCGAACAAGCGCCGCACUACAUCGAGUAAUGUCGUUUUUGGAGGACAAGUUCCGCAUCCUUCUGCAUGAAGAGUCCAAAGCCAUUAACAAUCAGGAGCACGACCGGUGUCUCCUGCACGAGCCCGAACCCAACAAAGACGAGGAAGAACUCGCAGAAUUUUCUCCAGAAACCAUUUCCGACAUCAACAAAAUUGCCUCCGCCAUGAUCUUCGCAGGAUACGAGAAUGAGUGUUCUAUGGUUUAUAGCAUCUCAAGGCGAACCGCUUUCAAAGCCGCAUUGAACAAGCUAGGGUACGAGUAUAUAAGCAUCGACGACGUACAGAGAAUGCAGUGGGAAUCCUUGGAAGGAGAAAUCGCCUCGUGGAUCAACGCCGUCAAGCAGUGCUCCAAAAAACUAUUCUCCGACGAACAAAAAUUGUGUGACUCCAUUUUCUCCGACGACCCGCCUCUAUCUAGAAUCCUAUUCGGCGAUCUCGCACACCCCGUCGUUAUACAACUUCUGGAUUUUGCACAGGCGGUUGUAUUGACGAAGCGAUCUGCCGAGAAGUUAUUCAAAUUCCUCGACAUAAACGAGACUCUGCGCGAUCUGGUUCUGGCAAUGGAUAGCGAUUCGUACCCGGAGGAACUCAUAUCUGAGGCCUCAGAGGCCAAGACACGGCUCGGCGAGACCGUGGUGAGCAUUUUCUGUGAUCUCGAGAACUCGAUCAAGAGCGAUCAAGGGAGGACCCCGGUCCCUAGUGGCGCAGUGCAUCCAUUGACGCGGUACGUCAUGAACUACCUGAAAUACGCCUGUGAAUACAAGGACACCUUACAGCAGGUCUUUCGGCAACACCUCAAGAUCGAGAAGAUUGAGAAAGAGACCUGUGAUGGUGGCGAAUCCGAUGAUGUUCCGACGUCGGAAACAUCGCCGUUUUCGUUAGAGUUAAUGAAGGUCAUGGACUUGUUGGACGCAAACCUGGACAUGAAGUCGAAUCUUUACCGGGAUCACGCUUUGCGCUACAUUUUCUUGAUGAACAAUGGGAGGUACAUCCUACAAAAGAUAAAGGGUUCCACUGAGAUCCACGAGUUGAUGGGCGAUACGUGGCGCAGAAAGCGGUCGUCGUUGCUGAGGCAGUACCACAAGAACUAUCAGAGAGAGACAUGGAGCAAGGUGUUGCAGUGUCUUAGCCAUGAGGGUCUUCAGGUGAGUGGCCAGGGGAAGGUGUCGAAGCCGGUGUUGAAGGAGAGGUUCAAGAACUUCAACACCUUGUUCGAGGAUAUACACAAGAUGCAGAGCACGUGGGUGGUGAGCGACGAACAGCUUCAGUCGGAGCUCAGGGUGUCAGUAUCGGCGGUGAUGAUUCCGGCAUACCGAUCUUUUCUGGGGAGGUUCAAGCAAUACUUGGAUCCGGGUAGACAAAGCGAGAAGUAUAUAAAAUACCAGCCAGAAGAUAUUGAGACUUUGAUUGAGGAAUUGUUUGAUGGAAAUCCAACGUCAAUGGCAAGGAGAAGAGCAUAAGUCUCACUCAAGGGAGAAGAUAGGUUUCCUGGUGGUGCAAUAUCAAUUUCUGUAUGUGUUGUAUACUUUUGUAUCCUAUAUAUGCCUUAAUU